Molecule: messenger RNA, 1847 nt
Organism: Gambusia affinis (western mosquitofish)
Lineage: Eukaryota; Metazoa; Chordata; Actinopteri; Cyprinodontiformes; Poeciliidae
Product: tyrosine-protein phosphatase non-receptor type 7-like
Exons: 12
Coding region: 373-1581 (402 amino acids)
Biological process (GO): protein dephosphorylation
Molecular function (GO): protein tyrosine phosphatase activity
Source: RefSeq, a predicted model, not a curated record
UUUCACUUCAGGAACGGUGGAAAGAGGCAAGGCGCUCGAGUCUGUUUGGCUGCAGUUUAGCUAGUUGGUUGGUUAGUCCAGCUGCUGGUCUGGUGGGUGAUUUAGCAGGUCAGAUCUGCCUUCAGAGAGGUUCAUCAUGUUGGCGUUGCAGCUGAUCAGGAGACAGUCAGGAGGACUAAAUGAGAAAAAAACAGAACAACAUGGAGCUACCGAUGAAGUCUACAACUCCCCCAGUGGCAGUAGUAAGAAAUGCAGCAAGGAUUUAGCGGCAGUUGAAAACCGCUGUAACUGCUUUACUCUUGAGCAUGGUGUUGAGGUGAGGAGCUGAGUGCAGCUCAGAAAAUAAAUCGUCUUCAACAGAAAACACUCAUAAUGAGCUCAUUCAGCUCCGUUCCUGCCGAGGAGCCAGUGACGCCCCCGCCACUUACCACGCCCCCUCGGAAAGCCUCAGUCCGCCUCCAGGAACGGCGGGGUUCCAACCUGUCGCUGCUAUUGGAUGUGAGCAAUCUGGGGGCGGAGUCAGUUUGUUCUGUGACCACGCCCAAAGAGGUGUGGCUUCAGCUGCUGCACACCUCGUCCCGAUCGCUUGCACAUGCGCAGUUACAGGAAGCUGCAGCAGACACCAGCGCUCUGAACACAGAGUACCAGAAAAUUCCUCCGAACUUUGUGAGCGCGGCCGAACUGGACGCUCCGGGACACAUGAUGAAAGACAGAUACAAAACCAUCCUGCCCAACCCAGAGACUCGGGUGAUUCUGAAGAACCUGGAGGAAGAACCGGGUCCAGAUCGCUACAUCAACGGCAACUAUGUCAGGGGCUACAGAGGGGCUCCCAGGGCCUUCAUCGCCACCCAGGGGCCGAUGCUGCACACUGUGGGAGACUUCUGGGACAUGGUGUGGCAGGAGCGGAGCAGCAUCAUCGUCAUGGUGACCAAGCUGAAGGAGAGCAACGAGAAAUGCGAGCCGUACUGGCCGAGGGACGGGACGAAGGUGGAGGAGGAGGACGAGGACCGGCAGGACGAAGGACGGACGAGUCGCUUCGGCAGAUUCCAGCUGAGAGUUAAAGACAGCCGGGAGAAAAACGGCUUCAUCAUCACUGAUCUGCAGAUCCAGCUGAACUCUGAGUGCCGACCGGUCAGACACUACUGGUUCAGCUCCUGGCCCGACCACCACAUCCCAGAAUGCAUUGCUUCUCUGCUGAAGCUGGUGGAGGAGGUGGAGACCUACAGGAAGUCGCUCGAGCCGAUCGCAGACACCGUUCCUGGUAACGGACCAAUCAUUGUCCACUGCAGCGCAGGCAUCGGGCGGACGGGUUGCUUCAUAGCCAGCAGCAUCUGCUGCCAGCAGCUCAGAGAAACCGGACAGGUGGACAUUCUGGAGACGGUCUGCCAGCUCCGACUCGACAGGGGUGGGAUGAUCCAGACCACCGAGCAGUACCAGUUCCUGUACUCCACACUGGCCCAGUACAGCCGCCAGCUGCAGCAGAACCAGGACCAGAACCAGACCAACACAGAGUCACAGAACCAGCAGACUCCUGAGGACCAGGCCAGCGUACGGCUGCAGAACCUUCGACUGCAGAACUGAGAAAAACCAGAACCCACAGAACCAGCAAUGCCCUCAAAGAAAUCUGAGGAAAGCAGCAGAGGAGAACCGGGAGAACCAGGAGAACCGAAGGGACGCCUCAUGAACAUCAGACAGGACUGACUGGAAACCGGGUCCAUCAGGGCAGCACAGCAGAACCAGAACUGGAUCUUCUGUUUUGGCUCUGUUUCUCUUUGGAGAACCCAAAGAACCAAAAUGUUCAUCGAGGACUGAAAAGAGAAAUAAAAAAUUUGGUUAUUAAAAUGAAA